Messenger RNA from Caenorhabditis briggsae, 1131 nucleotides. The coding region runs from base 1 to 1131 and encodes 376 amino acids. The record is from RefSeq and is a predicted model, not a curated record. The transcript is spliced from 8 exons. Gene Ontology annotation, biological process: sensory perception of chemical stimulus. Gene Ontology annotation, cellular component: membrane; intracellular membrane-bounded organelle. NCBI's taxonomy places the organism in Eukaryota, Metazoa, Nematoda, Chromadorea, Rhabditida, Rhabditidae. Gene Ontology annotation, molecular function: heme binding.
AUGACCAUUGCUAGCUAUUUUCUCGCCGGAGUUCUCAUGAGCAUUUCUCGUUUAGCAUGGCUCAUUUGUGACUUAUUUUGGGUUCCAAUCGACCAAAUGGAAAUUCUGAUGUAUUCAAGAUUAGUGUUCCAAACAUCGAUUGCCGCCCAUCUCUUUGUAUUGUCUGCGGAACGGGCGAUUGCCACUUGUCGCUCGAAACAAUAUGAGCAGAACUCUUGCUAUCCUGUCAUUAUUUUAUGCUGCAUUUUGACAUAUCCUUAUUCACUACUGCAACUGUAUUCCAAGUACAACUUCGAAAAAGGUCGUGAGAUAAAUGUCGUUUUGUAUCUAGGAGCUGCUGUGGUUUCGUUCUUGAUAUUGAUGAUUGUGUAUCGAGUGAAUAAGAAAAAAGUGAAGGAACGGAGAUUUAAAGGUCCGAUCAGUGAAGCUUAUCAGGUUCGAGAAAACAUCCGAACAUCUCGUCUGCUGCUCAAAAUCUUUAUAAUCUUCUCAUUCUUCGUUGGACUAUCCACAUAUUUCCUCCUUCGAUUCUCGGCUUCCCUUACUGACCCAAAACAAAAAUGGGUCACUAUCACAAACGGUUUUCUUUACGACAUGCUCAUCUCAACGGGUACCACAACCACGACAAUUGUAUUUCUCCACUUUUUGAUCCCAGACGAAACACAAAAGAAGUGGUCGCAUAUACUACAUCUAUCCUGUUAUAAUCAUAACGUCACUCCAGAAAGCAAACGACUAAGGUUCAAGAGUAUCCAUGGGGUCGACGUGGAUGUUGGUAAUGGAACGAAGCACUUCCUCACACUCACUCACUUCAAAAAAAUCAUGUCUGAUGCUAUCUUCACCCGCUCCGAAGUCUCCAUGCACUGUGGCGAGGACGACUGUUGGAUUAUUGUUGGAAACUAUGUGUACGACGUCACCAAGUUCGUCGAUAUGCACCCAGGAGGCCCAGAAAUUCUUCUCGAAUUUGCCGGAGGUGAUGCCACCGAUGCAUUCGAGUCCGUUGGACACUCAAUGUGUGCCCGUAUGAUGCUCACAAAGUUCAAGAUUGGAUCUCUCCCAGAAGAGGAGCGUCCAGACUUCGUUCAAGCUGAAUACAUCACCCACGCCAAGAUCUCUCUUCCAAUGGCUCAUUAA